Molecule: messenger RNA, 1506 nt
Organism: Colletotrichum spaethianum
Lineage: Eukaryota; Fungi; Ascomycota; Sordariomycetes; Glomerellales; Glomerellaceae
Product: histone acetyltransferase ESA1
Exons: 2
Coding region: 1-1506 (501 amino acids)
Biological process (GO): regulation of DNA-templated transcription
Molecular function (GO): histone acetyltransferase activity
Source: RefSeq, a predicted model, not a curated record
AUGGCGGCACACGGCGCCAAUGGCGAGCCCACUGUCGGCUCCAGCGAACCUCGCCAGAAGGGCAAGGCCACUCCGGAAACCAUUAGAGUAGGAUGCAUCGCCAUGGUCAGGAAAGAGGGCAUACCACGCCGAGCCGAGAUUCUCAGUAUCAAGGAAACGAAAAGCGGCCGACAGUUCUACUGCAACUUCGAUAACUUCAACAAGCGUCUCGACGAAUGGGUGCCGACAGUCCGCAUCGAUUUCGAUCACGAUGUCGAAUGGCCUUUACCCGAGAAGGAGAAACCCAAGGACCCGAAAACGAAGAAAGGCGUUGCCACGUCGAAGAAGCAGAUUUCCAAGAAAUCCCAGAAGAGGCCCGCGAAGAGGGAACAGUCGGCGCCGUCCGAGGCUGCCACCCCACACCCAUGGACCGAGUUUGUCGAGUCGCAGAGUCGCAAGAUAACGCCUACAGCCGAGGAAAGCCAAAGUCAAACACCAGCAACUGGCGAUGCGACCGCUACACCCGCGGCGGGAGGCGACGAGAUGGAAAUCGACCUCGAAGAGGAAGUGCAAAAGAAGGACCUACUCAGCGGCUUCAGCCGCGAGGACGAGAUCGAGAAACUCAGAACACACGGCUCUAUGACACAGAACCCUGCCGAGAUCUCACGUAUCCGAAAUAUCUCCAAAGUGCAGUUCGGAAAGCACGAUCUAUUCCCCUGGUACUUCUCACCGUACCCUGAGGUCUUCAACCAGGAAGAUGUUAUUUUCAUCUGCGAGUUCUGUCUCGGGUACUACGGCGAUGAGAAGUCCUUCACAAGGCAUAGGCGCAAGUGCACAUUACAGCAUCCUCCCGGUAAUGAAAUCUACCGAGAUGACUCGGUAUCCUUUUUCGAGAUCGAUGGAAGGAGGCAGAGGACGUAUUGCCGCAACCUCUGUUUGCUGUCCAAGAUGUUCCUUGAUCACAAGACGCUCUACUACGAUGUCGACCCUUUCUUGUUUUACGUCAUGACAACCCGAGACGACAAAGGCUGUCACAUUAUUGGGUAUUUUUCCAAGGAAAAGGAGAGUGCUGACGGCUAUAACGUUGCUUGUAUUCUCACACUGCCUCAAUAUCAGCGAAAAGGUUACGGUCGCUUGCUAAUUCAGUUCUCGUACGAACUGUCCAAGAUUGAAGGCAAGCUGGGGUCGCCGGAGAAGCCUCUCUCCGAUUUAGGCCUGCUGAGUUAUCGCCAGUACUGGGGUGAGAACAUCUUGGAUCUUCUGAUAGGGUACAAUGAGCGUGACGAGAAGACGACGAUCGAAGCCAUUUCGACAGCACUUGCCAUCAUUCCGCAGGACGUGGAACACACAUUACAAGCGCUUAAGAUGCAGGUGUACCACAAGGGCGAGCACAAGAUUGUAAUCCCGGAGAAGUUGAUACAGCAAAGGGAGAAGCAGAAGGUGAAACAGAAGAGGCUCAUCGAGCCUAGCAAAAUCCAGUGGAAGCCGCCUGUUUUCACUGCUUCAACGAGGACAUGGGGAUGGUAG